Rubroshorea leprosula is the source of this 2929-nucleotide messenger RNA. The record is from the annotation of a GenBank genome assembly. Lineage: Eukaryota; Viridiplantae; Streptophyta; Magnoliopsida; Malvales; Dipterocarpaceae.
CUCUCCUUCAAUUUAUUGAAUUUAAACGCAUUGAAUCGAGCAAAGAAGACCCAUAUUCUUCGAUUUGCAGGAUUCCAGUGUAAGAAUCUCUUUUGGGUUUAAUCUUGACUGUGUUUGAUGUGUGAUCUAUUGUUCAUAAAAUCAAUUAGAAAGCCCUUUUUUCUUCCUUUGAUUUCAUAUAUGCUAUCUAUAUUUGAUCCUUGUUCUUGGGUUAUCGAUUUGAAUGAAAUAUGGCUCUGAUUUUGUAUAAUCAAUAACUAAACGAAAUUAGGGUUUGCAGAAGGCAAAGGAGAGGAAGAGGAAAGAGAAAAGAGAAAGAGAAAAAAAAAGGUACAUCUAGUAGAGGGAUGGACGAAAAAAAGAAAAAAAAAAGAUUAUGUUAUCAUUGAUUCGCAAAAAGCAUUGGAAGAACAAGUUAUCUGCUGUUUCAAUACAAAGCUAGCGAGGCAGCCAACUGGAUUGCUAGCCCCAACCAUGGAGGAUGUGUGCACAAAUAAAUUUUUAUUUAAUUAGAGCACGAGGAUGUUACAUUCUAUUACAGAUGACACACCUAAAUCCUUUCCCCGUACAUUCCUUGCCCUUUUAACUUCUUAUGUUCCCUGUUGACUAAUCAUUAACUUCUUGUCUCAUACACUCCCUUCUUUCUUCCACCCAAUCAGUAAAGAGUCACAUACAUACCAAUUCGUCCUCUUUAGUAGUAAAUCUUAGCCAAAUAAAGCAUCUCUAUAUGAUGUCCAACUCAGGACGUUGUUGUUGAACUAGACUCAUUGUGCAUCCCUAAGUGUGUUGGUUAAAGUUUGACUACCUCUGGCAAAACAAAACAAAGCAGAUUAAAGAUGAUGCCACUGCUCAUUGCUGAACACGCCGAGAAGCUAUGGGAUACUUGGAAUAUCAGAGUCCUAAUUAUUCUAAGUCUCUUGGUGCAGUCUUUCCUGAUUCUGUCUGCACAAUUAAGAAAGCGAAGAGGUGGGAAAUGGUUCAUCAAGAUUCCACUCUGGAUAGCAUACCUACUUGCAGAUUUGGUGGCUACAUUCACUAUUGGACUCAUGUUGCGUGCUGAACGCAGUGACAUCGUAGCCUUUUGGGCACCCUUUCUUUUGUUGCAUCUUGGUGGCCCUGACACCAUUACUUCCUUCUCUCUGGAGGACAAUGAACUCUGGAUUAGGCACUUGCUUGGGCUCAUAUUACAAGUUAGUUCGACUAUGCAUGUUAUCCUUCAGUCACUCACGCAUAACAAACUUUGGCUGCCAACUCUCCUAAUUCUAAUUGCAGGGGUAAUCAAAUAUGCUGAGCGCAACGGUGCCUUUUAUCUCGCAAGCUUUGACCAUAUUGGGAGUAAUUGGUCAUAUAUAUCACGUCUGCCUCCCAUUCCAGUACAAUUUGAACAAGUUCUUAAGUCACAGGGUUGGGAAUCGACUAAACGGCCGUCUGCGAUAAUUCUUGUGCCAGCUUACAUGGUUGGCGCUAUCAAGAGCUUACUUGUAGGUCCUCCCAUGACUAAAAAGGAACAAAAGUGGUUUUCUACUUUUAUGCGAGAAACAGAUUCACAUAAGAUGCUUCGAACCAUAGAGAUCCAGUUAAGCCUCUUGUAUGAGCUCCUUCAUACCAAGUUGCCCGUAGUUGAUUCCAAGAUUGGUUAUAUUUGCCGUACGGUUAACUUUGGUUGCAUCUUGGGAGCCUUAGUGUCAUUCUCAAUAUUACUUAGGAAGUACUACCAUAAUAAGUUGGGGGAGUUUGACAUCUGCCUGACAUAUGGGUUGCUGAUCGGGGCAUUGGCAUUGGAUUUGAUAUCCAUAUGGUUACUUAUGUUCUCUGAUUGGAUUUUUAUUAGGCAGUACCAUGGCAGAGAGAAUUAUGAUGAAUUCAUUAAAAGGCGCAGUUUGUUUGAAACCAUAAGAAGAGGAAUCCAGUGUGUCUCCCAAGAAGAUUUUGUAGAGGAACAAGCUUGGAAGCUCAUUUUCACAACGCUACGAGAAAAGGAUAUUGGCGAGGCUGGCAAGGAAAUCUUUGGUCCGUCUAGAAUUCUCACCGGUCAUAUUACCAACUUCGCUUGGACCCUCGACAGGUUUGAGCACAUGGACAGCCUUCUGAUAUGGCACAUAGCCACUGAAAUAUGCUACCGAAAAGUAUGUCCAGAAAACAGCUCCAGCAGUUCUACAUCAACAUCUAAUGAUCGUUUUGAUCACCGAAAAAUAUGCAAGUUGAUUUCAGAUUAUAUGUUUUACCUUUUGGUAAUGGAGCCUACCACCAUGACAGCCACCUCGCCUAACAAUCUGAAGAUUGUUUUUGAGGCCAAAGAUGGACCAUGGGAGUGGCCAGGUUAUUGGAAGAAGGGAUCCAAAGAAACAUUCAUUAAAGGUCUACUGGAUAAGCUAUUGGAAGACGAAGCUGAAAUUGUUUAUAGAAAUCUAGGUCUGUGGAAGAAAGAUGUGGACAAGUUAGAACCCAAGGAAAAGGAUAGAAUAGCUGGCUUUCCGAGGAUAACCAUUGCAGGUUUUCUUGCCAAGGAGCUUCUCCAAUAUCAGCCCGGUGGUUGUCCGUGGAACUUAAUGAGCAGAUUUUGGAUAGAAAUAUUAUGCUAUGCUGCUAUUCAUUGCCAACCCAUUGUCCACGCACGACAAGUAAGCAGAGGCGGACAACUUCUCACCUUGGUUUGGUUGUUGAUCAAUUACUUGGGAUUAACUUCUCAUCCAGUGAUUCCAGCUAUUUUUUAGCACAACCGAAGCGUAUGGCACAAGACAGGAGACGUCAGGAUGAGUCAACAGAUUCGGAAGUGUAACCGUUGGAUCUUACGAAAGAAGAGAUGACUAGACGGGUAGAGACAGCAUUGCAAGGCCCUCCUUGGCCUCUUCUAUCCUUCUUCUUUCAGAAGGAACUCGUUCACGAGUUGGAGAUCAUCUCAGCCACUUCAUAAAAUUGUCUGUCAAAU